This is a messenger RNA of Mauremys reevesii (Reeves's turtle), 3709 nucleotides long. RefSeq names its product paired box 3 (gene PAX3). The record is from RefSeq and is a predicted model, not a curated record. Gene Ontology annotation, biological process: anatomical structure development; regulation of transcription by RNA polymerase II. Lineage: Eukaryota; Metazoa; Chordata; Testudines; Geoemydidae. The transcript has 16 exons. Bases 842 to 2296 code for a protein of 484 amino acids. Gene Ontology annotation, molecular function: RNA polymerase II cis-regulatory region sequence-specific DNA binding; DNA-binding transcription factor activity, RNA polymerase II-specific.
UCCAAUUCAGGGUCAGCUCCUUGUAUAGUACCACAGCACUGAGUUAUAUUUAGAGAUCUACCUCUUACUUCCUAUCUGGAAGAAACCUGUUUUUCUCUGUGGUCGGGAUUGAGUGGAAAGUUGACUGGUCUAUUGUGGAGAGCUGUAAGGCUGCAAGUUACUUCAGGAGAGCCUGAGGGGGAAUACAUACACUCGCCUUUUCUAAUAUGUCCAGACCAUUUGGCACUACAAGUGAGCAGACUUGGAAGAGUACCAUGAAUGAGUCUUCCUGACCCUCCAAUCAAGAAAGAGCCAAGCAGAGACCAAUUGGGUAGCUGAGGCCCUCCAAAGGGGAGCUGAGCGCAAGAAGCCUCUAGGAAGAAAAGCCAUGCAGGGAGAAAUAACAGACCCCACACAUUUAGACCCCAGUGAAAGGAAGCUAAGCCCAAAGAACUAAGAGCAUGAGUGAGCAUACUUGGAACACUUGCACAAUUUCAGUCUUUGUUCAGACAAAAUGCCCCCUGAAAUCAAUGAGAGGCUUUCCUGAAGAUAGGCCGCAGGAUUUGACCCAUGAAAUUAAAGAUACACAAAAAGAACAAAACAACAGGCAUGGGCGGAGAGGGAGCGCACAGGACUCUUUCCUACUAAAAAUCGACCAACAAAACCAGCAGCAACAACAAAACCUUCAAGCUUCAGGUUUUCCUACCGGCUCUGUUCCCAAAUGUCGGAGUCCAGAGAAGUUUAAUAAUUUUUAUAUGAUGCAUUUUGACUUUUCCUUUUUCAGUGGGAUCUAUUGCCAGAGCUGAUCUCUCGUACAUCAGCAUUCACCUGGAUAUAAUAUUAAAGUAAAGCUGUAUACAACAUGACAACUCUAGCUGGAGCUGUCCCAAGAAUGAUGCGACCAGCUCCCGGGCAGAACUACCCUCGCAGCGGAUUUCCAUUGGAAGUGUCUACUCCUUUAGGCCAGGGCAGAGUCAAUCAGCUCGGUGGAGUUUUUAUCAAUGGCAGGCCUUUACCCAACCACAUCCGACACAAGAUAGUGGAGAUGGCCCAUCACGGGAUCAGGCCCUGUGUCAUCUCUCGCCAGCUGCGCGUGUCCCACGGCUGCGUCUCCAAAAUCCUCUGCAGGUACCAGGAGACUGGCUCCAUCCGGCCGGGGGCCAUCGGGGGCAGCAAGCCCAAGCAGGUGACGACGCCGGACGUUGAGAAGAAAAUCGAGGAGUACAAGAGGGAGAAUGCCGGGAUGUUCAGCUGGGAGAUCCGGGACAAACUGCUCAAAGACGGGGUCUGCGAUCGAAACACGGUUCCCUCAGUGAGCUCCAUCAGCCGCAUUCUGAGAAGUAAAUUUGGGAAAGGAGAAGAGGAGGAGGCCGAACUGGAAAGGAAAGAAGCGGAGGAGAGUGACAAGAAGACCAAGCAUAGCAUUGAUGGGAUCCUCAGCGAACGAGCAUCAGCACCCCAAUCUGAUGAAGGCUCUGACAUAGAUUCUGAACCAGAUUUACCUUUAAAAAGAAAGCAGCGUCGUAGUCGAACAACCUUUACUGCAGAACAACUAGAAGAACUGGAAAGAGCUUUUGAGAGGACCCACUACCCUGAUAUUUACACUCGGGAAGAACUUGCACAAAGAGCCAAACUUACUGAGGCUCGGGUUCAGGUCUGGUUUAGUAACCGUCGUGCUAGAUGGAGGAAACAGGCGGGGGCCAAUCAACUGAUGGCUUUCAACCACUUGAUCCCAGGAGGAUUCCCACCCACUGCCAUGCCAACCUUGCCAACAUACCAGCUGUCUGAGCCCUCCUAUCAACCCACCUCCAUACCACAAGCUGUGUCUGAUCCAAGCAGUACAGUCCACAGACCUCAGCCGCUUCCUCCAAGCACUGUACACCAAAGCAGCCUCCCUUCAAAUCCAGAGAGCAGCUCUGCGUAUUGCCUACCCAGCACCAGGCAUGGAUUUUCCAGCUAUACAGACAGCUUUGUGCCUCCAUCCGGGCCCUCAAAUCCCAUGAACCCUGCCAUUGGCAAUGGCCUUUCACCUCAGGUAAUGGGCCUCCUGACUAACCAUGGUGGUGUACCCCACCAGCCUCAAACUGAUUAUGCCCUCUCACCCUUAACUGGGGGCCUAGAACCAACCACUACUGUAUCAGCCAGCUGCAGUCAGAGACUAGAUCAUAUGAAAAGUUUAGAUAGCCUGCCUACAUCACAGUCCUACUGCCCACCAACUUACAGCACCACCGGUUACAGUAUGGACCCUGUCACAGGAUACCAGUAUGGACAAUAUGGACAAAGUGCCUUUCAUUAUCUGAAGCCAGAUAUUGCAUAAAUGAACUGUCCACUUCAAGUUAAAGCUUGUCUUGUUUCUGGUCUCACUCCAGUGCUUGGAUGGGAGGGAUCUUCUCACCAAAAUGCAACCCAAGCUGGGGCAAUCACAACAGAGAUACAGGAUCAUUCUGUUCUUUUCUCCCGUCAUUGCUUUCGAUAGACAUUUGGACAUGUUGGACGUAACAGUUCAGAAGACAAAGACCAAGAGCAAUAAAAAAAUAAACAAAUAAACAAAUACAACACAGUUCAGCGUGGGCAGGUAUAAAAAAUGCUGAAGAAUUUAAAAUCACUGACUGACAAAGCAUUCCAUUUUUACAUUGCUGAAAAAGCAUGCAUUGAUUUGGACAAAGAAAAUAUUCUAAAACUUAACAGUUGAGCUCUGCAAACUCAGACUCUUGACAUCCGAUGCUGACUUUAUUCUAACGUUAAAACUGCUCAGUUUCUGAAGCAUGAGCAGGAGAACAUUUUGCUUUUACACACUGGAAAUUGACAUCAAGAAGAAAUGUCAUGGUCUGUAGGAAGCUAGGAUAGAUGUAAAAGACUUCCAGAACAAGUUAAUGGUUAUCUUAUCAUUCUUUUGUAAUCAUGUUGUCAAGAAAUGUCACAUACAAGUUUUGCUUUACAAUGAACAAGAUAUUGUGUAACAUGAAGAAAUUUUUUUGCAAUUUGUGCGUGUGAAGUUUUCCUAAUCCAUGUUACGUUCUGAAACAAACAAGGAAAAGGAAACAACAAUAACAACAACAACAACAAAACAAAGUGACUUUGAUUUCCACAACUGUCUAACAAUGUGCAAUACUGUGUACCUCACACAAGCUUUGGGAUCGUCCAAAGUGAUAUAGAUAGAACUAUAUUUUUGCAGGUACUUUUAUUUUUGCAGUACAUAUUUCAUUAUGAUAAAAUGCAGAAGUGGUGCAGUCCGCAGUACAACAGAAUCUGGCUCAUGAGUCAUGACCAUUUUCAGGAAACAAUACAUUUGAAAUGAUUACGUUUACAUUCUCUUUUAGUGAUGUACAGGACAUGAACAGAGAUGUCCGUGUAUCUGACAUGUACUUUUAAAUUAUACAGUGAUAGCUAAUAUAGAAAAAAUAAUAAUAGAAACCGAGGUUUACAUAAGUUUGUGUUGUGACAUUUUAGAAUGUCAAUAAAUUUGUGUUUUGAAAUGUUAAGAGGAACAGGAAGAUGGAAGGCAGUGUUAUUUAUUUCUCUUUAUUCUUGGAACAAUGAAUGAGGUAGGACACAUACAUUCCUUUUAGCAUUAAGGACUAUGAAGUAGUGAGAUAGUGAGACUAGGUGUAGUACAGAGAUUAGUUCACACAUUGAUCUUAAAAGGUGAUGGAACAAAAGAAAUAUUAUCUUUGUGUUGCAGCCUCUACCAACAACACAUGUGUUGUAAAAAAUGUCUUUCAUGUAAAAA